CAUUCCAGCAAGCGCUAAUCGAAACAUUGCAAACUCAUCUCCGAUUUAUAUUAACUCUCCAUCUACAUACUAGGUCGUUUUUGACCAGUAAUUUUAAAUAAUUUUUCAUUUCUUUCAUAUUUCCGUAUAAGUUUUGCUUUACUUAAAAAAAUUAAGGACUCAUUUUUAUUUUAGGGAUCAAAAAAUUAUUGACUAUUUUUUUGUAAUCUUGCUGUUCUCGAUGUGUAGACUCCGAAAAUGCAUGUUUUAAGGUGAAGAAUUCACUGGUUCAAAAGUUAUAACCGCGAUUAUGUAAACAAGUCUGAAAACACCUAACAUAUAACAUACACAAAAGUCUUAAAAAAAGGUGCAUGGACUUAAAUAAUCUAGUAUGCAGACGACGUCAGUAAAAAUAAGGUUGCAGACACAGGGUUGAGGUUAAGAAUAAGAAUAUUGUGAAACCUAGCAUAACAUUGGUAUAACAUUGAUAAUAGAUUGAAUUUAAAUUUACGUAGCAGGAGGGAUAAAAUAUUUGAAAAUUAGAUAAGUUUAAAGUUUUAAAAGUUCAUAUGAAAGCUUAUUAAGUAUUUAACGCCUAAAAAGAAUAAAAUCAUUAUUAUGGUAGCCCAUGUUAUGUGUUUAACCUCUACUGGAGGAAUUCCUUUAUUUUCUCGCCAGAAAGGGGAAGGAGAUACGAUGACAUUUUCUAAAAUAGCAUCUCUAUAUGGGAUACAUAUGUUUCUCAAAUCACAAAACAUUAAACUUCUGAAUACAAAUUUACCCGAUACUACGAUAAUGUGGAAAGAAUUUGAACAAAGUAUUACAUUAAUAGUUAUUGCGAGUGGAACUACCAAAUCUGUAUUGGAUAAAUUCUUAAAUGCAGUUUUUGGUGCAAUGAUCUUGUUUGUUGGUAUCGAGGAAUUAAAAAAUACCAAAAACAUAGAAAAGCUGAAGAAAGAUAUGCGUUUGUGCAGUCCAAUUGUUGAUAGUUUAUUGCAAUGUCUUGAUGUUGGUGAUGGAAUUUGUUCAAAAACUGAUAUUAUCAAUAUGACAGAAUGUAUAAUGUGCCAAGAAAAUAAUUUGUUUCAGACAUGCUUAGAGGGUUAUAUGGAAUGUUUGGAUUCUAUAUAUGGAUGCAUCUUAGUACAUGGGUGUUUAGCAGUAGCUACAGAAGGAUGGUGGAAUUUAAGUCCCAUUGAAAGAAAAUUAUUAAUAACAGCUGUUAAUACAGAAGAUACUUAUAGCACGCGAGACAUUCCAGUAUUUUUACCUUAUAAAAGUCCAAAUGUAGCUUUUAGAUUAGUAUCCAUUACGUUGAUCAAUCAAGUCGAAGUAUUAGCCUUAUGUGGACCCAAUCCGAGUUUAUCAGAGAUUGAAAGAUUUGCCAUACAAUGUUGGAAAAAUAGUAUUGAUGCUUUACACAAUGCAGAACAAUGUUAUCCACGUAACUUACCUACAUCUGUAAAUUUGGAUUCAGAGACACUUGGGUUUCUGUUAGCAAAUUAUAAGGUACAAAAGUUUAUACUUGGUAAGAAUAUGCAGUACGCAAAAAAUAGAGUCAGUGGUUCACACAGAUUGGACAUAUUAAGAACAUUUUAUCAUCAAGCUGUAGAGACAUAUAUAUUAUCUUCAGAAUCUGAAUGUGAUACAACAGGUGAUAAUUGGAAAUUUGUUGGUGUAAAAGAAACUUAUCUAUGUUCAGAGUACCAUAAAUGUUAUGCAGUUAAGCACGGGGAUCAUAUACUUUGCAUUUUAUGUGCCUCCACAGUUCCUACUCAUACAGUAAGAUUGGUUUGUCAAAAAAUAUUGAAAACAUUGCUCAUUGAUAAACAAGGAUGCUGGUGAAAAUUUAACAUAUUGAUCUCUCUUUGCAAUAUCAUUCCAUUUUACUUCUAUUGUAAAAUUUACAUUAACCCACCUUAUAUAUGUCCUGAUACUAUAUUUUUAUUAGGUAUAAAGAAUAUAUAUUGUGAACAUAAAAAAUAUAUAAUAAUCAUUUGUAAAUUGGGAUUUAUGUAAAAUUAAACAUAUUUCAUUAAAUGUUAAA
Bombus pyrosoma is the source of this 2026-nucleotide messenger RNA. It is a transcript of the gene fy, whose product is annotated as protein fuzzy homolog. The record is from RefSeq and is a predicted model, not a curated record. Lineage: Eukaryota; Metazoa; Arthropoda; Insecta; Hymenoptera; Apidae. The coding region runs from base 598 to 1824 and encodes 408 amino acids. The transcript has 6 exons. Gene Ontology annotation, biological process: vesicle-mediated transport; non-motile cilium assembly.